Cyprinus carpio (common carp) is the source of this 1453-nucleotide messenger RNA. It is a transcript of the gene gdnfb, whose product is annotated as glial cell derived neurotrophic factor b. Gene Ontology annotation, biological process: negative regulation of neuron apoptotic process; peripheral nervous system development; positive regulation of branching involved in ureteric bud morphogenesis. Lineage: Eukaryota; Metazoa; Chordata; Actinopteri; Cypriniformes; Cyprinidae. The record is from RefSeq and is a predicted model, not a curated record. Gene Ontology annotation, molecular function: receptor tyrosine kinase binding; growth factor activity; glial cell-derived neurotrophic factor receptor binding.
UGAACUGAACUCGAGUCACACUGGAUCUGAAUUAACAAUCAGUGAAAUUACAAACCAUAAACUACAAAUCUGAUCAUAGAAGUGGAUGUACUGCAAGAAUACUACAUUUUGGAUCAUAUUUCUGCGUGUAAAACUGCCUUCACGCACAGGUUGAUGUAGUUUGUGAGCGUGGAUCCCUGACAGAAGAACCGGAGUCAGAUGAAAUAUAAUAUGCACGGUUUUUAUUUGAUAAAUGUUUUCAGAAAGCACCUUUAGCUCUGUGAUCAUCAGUACUGAUGGCUGGAUAUACAGAGCUGAGCUCAGGCUCCGUGAGCUGAGGAGCGAGUAAGAUGAAGGUCUGGGGUGCGAUGCUGGCGUGUGCACUGACUCUGAGCUGCGUGUCCUCCGUCCCGAACCCAACCGCACAGUGUUCUCAAAGACCACAGGACCUACAGAGAAAACCAUACAAACAUCUGCAGCCAAGAAUUCACUCAGACAGCUUCCCCACACCACACUCAGCCUUCACCCACAGACCCAAGAGAUCUCCAAAACGGAGAGGUUUCCUUCAUAACAAGAUGGACAGAAAGAGGCCGAGUCGUGACGAGAGAGAGAAGGGCAAAGGAAGAGCGUGUGCACUGAGACAAGUCCAGCUGAAAGUGUCUGAUCUGGGUCUGGGCUACCGGAGUCAGGAGGAGCUGAUAUUCAGUUACUGCAGUGGCGUGUGUAUGAACUCCCUCACUAACUAUGACAAAAUCCUCACCGGCCUCGCCAGCAACGGCAAAAACAUUCUGCGCAGCUCUCCUCCCACCGCCUGCUGCCGACCUGUAGAAUACGACGACGACCUGUCCUUUCUGGAUGACAACCUCAUAUACCACACCAUGAAGAGGCACUCGGCACGGAAAUGUGGCUGUGUCUAAGCAACUGUGAUAGACAAUGACACCAGAUGGGAAAAUCAAUGGAAACAAUUUCAGGUUAUUACAUGUGUGAGUAUGGCUCGGUUGAGGGAAUCAUCAGGAUUGCAUUUCUCUAAGAAGAUACAGGAUAAGGAAUUGCAAGAAUAGUAUUGGAAGAUGUUCAAAAACUGGUACAUACACUCUGGAAAGAAAAAAAAAGAAGAAAAAAAAACCUGUAACUAGGGCACUACCCUAAGAUACAAAAGCUAAAAUGUUUGAAUAUGUACACUUUAAGUUCUAAUAUAAACUAUUUAGGGGUAAAAAAGGUAACUUAAAAUACCGCCCCAGUGACAGAUUUGUAUCCUUUUUCUGAGAGUGUACAUCAUUUAACCUAUAGGAAGGGGCACAUCUUAAACAGCAAGACGGGAUAUUUUGUGUGCUGUGCAUUUUUAUAAGUUCUUAUGAUGUCUUUUUGAUAUUUAACCUCCACUAGUUAGGUUAAUAAGGGAAUUUUCUCUGAUUCUUGUGUUCAUUGUUAACCAAAAAACCCAAACAAAUGGUUUUGAUGAAAUUAAUUCAUC